Molecule: messenger RNA, 1275 nt
Organism: Helianthus annuus (common sunflower)
Lineage: Eukaryota; Viridiplantae; Streptophyta; Magnoliopsida; Asterales; Asteraceae
Product: rhomboid-like protein 14, mitochondrial
Exons: 2
Coding region: 170-1162 (330 amino acids)
Cellular component (GO): membrane
Molecular function (GO): serine-type endopeptidase activity
Source: RefSeq, a predicted model, not a curated record
AGUAACUUGCGAAGGAAGUCAUUAGGUUGUUGAAGUCCCUAUCGGGAAGUUACUAGAUCAUUCUCUCUUCCAUUACUUGAUCCCCACUCCGAUCACAAUCACCGGACAGUCAUCUUCUUGUGCUUGUGAACAUAAUUUUCCGGUAUCUUAACCAAACUAUUGAUCGGAGAUGGUGAGGAGAAACCCCAGGGGCAUCUCGAGCGGGAUGAUACCGUUGAUGUUAUUACAGGCAGCGAACGAGUACCGGAGACUUGAACGGAAACCUCCCGUCACCGCCGCUCUUCUUGCUGGCAACACACUCAUUUAUCUACGCCCGGCGUUCCUUGAUCACGUCAUUCCCCCAAUUGAUGACGUCUUCUUCAAUGCUUAUCUCAUCCUCAAGUAUAAGGAUCUGAAGCGUUUUUUCUUCUCUGCGUUCUAUCACCUUGGUGAAUCUCAUCUGUUCUACAACAUGAUGUCUCUGUUAUGGAAAGGCAUACAGUUGGAGAACUCAAUGGGAAGUACCGAGUUUGCGUCAAUGGUUGCAGCCCUGCUUGCAUUGUCACAAGGAAUCACGCUGUUAUUAGCCAAAUCACUUCUGUUUUUUGAUUAUGAUAGAGCUUAUUAUCAUGAAUAUUCAGCUGGAUUCUCAGGUGUACUCUUUGCAAUGAAAGUGGUACUCAAUUCACAGUGGGAUAGCUACACUAGUGUCCAUGGGAUUAUGGUACCUUCAAAACAUGCAGCUUGGGCAGAACUGAUUCUGAUCCAGUUACUUGUUCCUAAUGUAUCUUUUUUGGGCCAUCUUGGUGGGAUUCUUGCGGGGCUUGUUUAUCUUCGGUUAAAAGGUUCAUAUGCAGGUCCUUCUCCUUUGACAGCAAUGGUUAAAGGGUUGACUAGUGUGUUGGGUUGGCCUUUAAGAUCGCUGAUGCGGUUCUGGCGGCCUAGCCAGCAACGGAUUUUCGGUAGGGGAAGGACUGGUGGCAGUGGGGAUAGCGUGCGUGGUGUAUGGAGGUGUCGGGCUUGUACGUUUGAUAACUCUGGGUGGUUAAGCGAGUGUGAGAUGUGCGGGACAGAGUGUGGUGAUGAUGGUUUGUAUUCGUUACAUGGGUCGAACUCUGAUAUUUCUUCGGAUAUUUCUUUAGAUGAAAUACGGCAACGAAGGAUUCAAAGAUUUGGUAGAUGAUUUUUAGUAUAUAAUGUAAGACAACUUUGUAAUUUAUCAUAAAGGUGGCAUUUUUAUGUAAAUUUCGUUUGGGAGAAGUUAAUGCAUCCUUGGUGCUUCACCUUCUUUGUUAA